AUGUGGUUAGUUGCGAAAAACAGUUCCCUUUUGUCGCCUGAUCUGACGCUGAUCAUUUUGCAUAUUUCCUUAAGAAAUUUAAGGGUGUUGGGGUCCAUCGGGCCAAGAACCUCGAUGCAUAUUAGCAAGAAUUCCAUCGAGGGGAGGGCGUUCCCAUAUUUUUUUCAUUUUUUCAUCUUCUCUGGCCGCGGCCAAACCGCAUUCUUUACUUGUCAGGUUUACGUAUCGUUCGGCGAGGGUGCCAGGGACCGUAACAUCCCACGCCAAACAUCUGCCGGCUCUCCAAGGGCGGUGCGCAGGGCUCCGUCAAAUUCGCCCAAUUUAGAAGGGUCAAUGUGUUUAGAUGUACGCAGGAAGUACAUCAAUUUGGGCAAACUGAGGGCAUUGAAUAAAAGUUAUGAAGUUGAAUAUGCGGAGACCGAAUAA
This is a messenger RNA of Helobdella robusta, 426 nucleotides long. RefSeq lists its product as hypothetical. The record is from RefSeq and is a predicted model, not a curated record. NCBI's taxonomy places the organism in Eukaryota, Metazoa, Annelida, Clitellata, Rhynchobdellida, Glossiphoniidae. Bases 1 to 426 code for a protein of 141 amino acids. The transcript is spliced from 3 exons.